AGUCAUUACCCCCAGAGAGAGAGAGAGAGAGAGAGAGAGACAAAUUAAGAGACAGUGAAGAAGAUGAAGAUGAAGAGCAGCAUCAUAACACUAGUGGUAGCAGCACUGCUGGUCUGCAUCUCCGCCGGUAGACAUACCCCUGCAACGGACUUCGUCAAAAGUUCAUGCCGUUCCACGACAUACCCAGAGCUGUGCGUCGAGUGCUUGUCAGCCUACGCACCGGCGCUGCACCGGAACCCACGGCAGCUGGCUCAUGCAGCUCUUUCGGUCAGCGUGGACCGUGCGAGCGCCGCGUCAACCUUUGUGGCGCGGGUCUCAGCGUCACACGGCUCCGGACCAACACGGUCACGAGAAGCCGGUGCCAUCCGAGACUGCUUUGAAACCAUGUCGGACAGCCUUGACCAGCUGAGAAAGUCAAUGAAGGAGAUGGGGAAGAUGUCCAAGUCCAACAACAAGAGAGGGUUUGAGUGGCAUCUGAGCAACUUGCAGACUUGGGUGAGCGCUGCGUUGACCGACCAAAGCACUUGCAUGGAUGGCUUGGCUGAGGACGGUAUUAGAAGUAGCAGAGUGCGUGCUUCCAUUAGAAAGAAGGUGCUUGAUGUUGCCCAUGUCACUAGCAACGCACUUGCUCUCAUCAACAAGAUCAAGCCUGGAACCUAAUUAGUUAAACUAUAUAUACAUACAUAUAUAAAUAGAUAUGUAUAAUGGUUGAAGAGGAGGAAGUAUGUGUGAGGUUUACUUUUAUAUAUGUAUAUGUGCAUGAUAUCUUCAUAUCCUUAACUGGUAACUGGUGUAUGGUUUCUUUCUGUCUCUUAUAUAUGUAGCUAGUAUGAAAGAGAAGAAAGAAGAUCAGAUGUUUGCAUGCAUGUAAGUUUUGUAUAUUAUAAGGAAUGAUGUUUUUGAGCUGCUUCA
Messenger RNA from Dioscorea cayenensis subsp. rotundata (Guinea yam), 912 nucleotides. Its product is annotated as 21 kDa protein-like. NCBI's taxonomy places the organism in Eukaryota, Viridiplantae, Streptophyta, Magnoliopsida, Dioscoreales, Dioscoreaceae. The transcript has a single exon. Gene Ontology annotation, biological process: negative regulation of catalytic activity. The record is from RefSeq and is a predicted model, not a curated record. Gene Ontology annotation, molecular function: enzyme inhibitor activity. Bases 64 to 660 code for a protein of 198 amino acids.